This is a messenger RNA of Dictyostelium purpureum, 570 nucleotides long. RefSeq lists its product as uncharacterized. Lineage: Eukaryota; Evosea; Eumycetozoa; Dictyosteliales; Dictyosteliaceae. The transcript has a single exon. The record is from RefSeq and is a predicted model, not a curated record. Bases 1 to 570 code for a protein of 189 amino acids.
AUGUUGUUAUUUUUAAUCGAAAAAAGAGUUAUUACAACUGCAAACAUCAACCAUUUAAUUAAAAUUGGAGUCGAAAACAAUUUACCAUCAAUCAUCGAUUUAGUUUUAAUGAUUGGUCCCUUCAAAAACAAUGGCUUUAAAAAUCUAUACAACUUGUCAAAUAUAUCUUUAUCAAGCUAUUUAAAUGAAGCCCAUUAUUUAAUUUUUUAUUACACUAUCAAAAGAGGCGAAUUAUUAAAAAAUCAUUAUGCAAACAAGGAAAAGCUAUUAAGAGACUCUAUGUUAAUAAUUAAAUACUUGGUUGAAAUCAAUUACCAGUACCAUAAUCAGCAUUCAGAUAAUUUUAGCUUUAUUCCUGAUACCAAAGAACAACUAAUUAUUAAAUAUUCAAAUUUAGAACCAAUUCUAAAAACCUAUAUAAAAAAUGUAGGAUUAUUAAACUCAAGCUCUGUUUUUUUCAUAAAUAAAAACAUGUCAAAUAACAAUAUCAUUCAAUUGGUGGAUACCAACAAUAUAGAUCCGCUUAACCAUAGUAAUAAUAUUUUCAAAUUAAACUUUGAUAGUUUAUAA